Molecule: messenger RNA, 2759 nt
Organism: Tachysurus fulvidraco (yellow catfish)
Lineage: Eukaryota; Metazoa; Chordata; Actinopteri; Siluriformes; Bagridae
Gene: zmat4a
Product: zinc finger, matrin-type 4a
Exons: 7
Coding region: 47-817 (256 amino acids)
Cellular component (GO): nucleus
Molecular function (GO): zinc ion binding; nucleic acid binding
Source: RefSeq, a predicted model, not a curated record
CUCGCUUUCCACCCGCCAGUACCGCACGCACGCGCUCCACCGUUGCAUGGAUUACGCCGUUUCCCUGCAGCUUCAGCACAAGCUCGCCGAGCCUCCGACGCGUUUACCGCGCGACUACACACUGCAGCUACAGAUGAAGUCAACAGAAGUGGAACAGGGCCUUUUCACGGACACCUACUGCAAAGUGUGCAGUGCACAGCUCAUCUCCGAGUCUCAGAGAGUGGCACACUACGAGAGUCGAAAACAUGCGAACAAAGUGCGUCUCUACUACAUGCUUCACCCAGUGGAUGGAGGAUGUCCGGCCAAGAAACUACGGACACACAACGGCAGCGAGGAAGGAGAUGUGGACAAGAAUAAGUGCUGCACUUUGUGUAACAUGUCCUUUACCUCAGCCGUGGUUGCACAAUCGCAUUAUCAAGGCAAGAUCCACGCUAAGAGACUCAAGCUAGUGCUGGGAGAACAGCCUAACAUCAUAGGGAAAGAGGUUGCACCCAGUCCAGUUAAAAUGCCAUCUGAAAGCUGGCCACAGCUGAAUGGGGACUCAGAUCGCUACUGCCAGCUGUGCCACGCGUGGUUCAACAACCCGGGCAUGGCACGACAACAUUACGAUGGCAAGAAGCACAAGAAGAAUGCAGCACGUGCCGACCUGCUGGAGCAGUUAGGCAAGACACUGGACAUGGGCGAAAUGAAAGGUCUGAAGCGUAGCUACACUUGCGACGUGUGCAGCGUCACGCUCAACUCCGUGGCACAGUACCACGCACACCUGCAGGGCUCCAAACACCAAAACAACUUAAAGAAUCAGUUAUGUGUCCAGUAAAGCGGCGCAGGAAGCUAACUGUCAGAUUGAUUGAUGUCACACGGGCUUUGAUUAGCUCGCCCAGAAUCUCUGCCACUUCCCUUUGUCUGUUACUUUUUCCAUGUCUGCAUUUUGAAGUCGCUGUCUGUCCAUCCAAACCAGGAAGACCAAUAUUUAUUUAUUUAUUUAUUUAUUUAUUUAUUUAUGACUAUAAGAAUGUCAUUAUACCCACUGCUUAAAAAAUACUUCACAUUUUAUUUCGACAAACAGAUUGCAUUUUUCAUGUCAUGUUUGUAGGAUUAUUUACAGAACCGUAUCUUCUCUCUCAUCCUGUAUGUUUGCGGGUUUAACAAAUUCGACUUUCAUUGCGUUCUGUCAGCCAGGUGUUGCGAUGAUGCAUGAACAUUUUUUUUUAACCCAGCUAAGCAAUAUGUAUUAAAAAAAUCAAAUGUAUUAUUACUGAAAUGGAUUCUGACUUAAUAGCAACACUGAAAGAGAAAUAUGGCAAAUAGUACUUUAAAGCCAGAUAUACGUGCAUCUCACUUUGUACAACAAGGGCAUUGUGGGUAAUCUGUUAGGAGAUAUGGCCAUAUCAUCAGGGUUUGAAAUACUAAGAUGUCACUAGUACUUUGGUUUAAAUUGACAAGUGCAACACAGUGUCUUCCUCAUUUUACCCCAAAUAUAGUGGAUCAACCAAAAUUUGAUGUCAGAUGUUUGCAUUAUUAGUUUUGACCUGGAGCUGCGAGGCUAAUGAGUAUGAAAUAUUCAAGCCUCCAGUUUAGCAUCACUUACCUGCAUGCCCAAGCAGACAAGAACAAACCAUGUUAAUCGACUAUAUUUGAGCUAAUGAAGACAUGUGUGUAAAUAUUUAAAUAUUGAAAUCCAUCCUAGUUUUAAUAACAAUGUGUUUGUGUGUUCUUUGUAAUAUAUACACUCACAAAUGUAUGUGUGUGUGUAUAUAUCUCCAUUUUCUUUUAAUAUAUACAGUAUAUAUUACAUUUUAAGUGUGGCCAUAGAAUUCUUAUAGGUAUAAAUCUAAGAUAGAAUUAUAAUAAGACUUGCAUUGUCAUUUUAUAAUAAAUUAAUUAAAUUAUUUGAUAUUAGGAAGAAAUACCAUUUAUUUUUAUUGUCAUUAAUGACUUACUGUGUAUGUUUGAAAGUCAUUUUAUGUUUCGUAGGUGUCUGGAUAUUUGAUUGUUUUUUGUUUUUUAUUAUUAACAAUAGAUGCAUUAUAUAAUAUUAAAAAGACUGAUUUGCAUUUUUAAAGACAAAGUUCAGCAGGGAAAAAAUAGACAAUUUCUCUGUCUUUACUUUCCUAUCUGAGUUAUGAGGUUAAUGUCGAGUACUUAGCCAGAAUGACAUUGAAAAGCUGACACAUUAUGUUAUCUGAAUUUUUACAAUGUAUCUAUGAGGCUAAUGUAGCUAGUUUACAAACAUCUGUAAAUUUACAAAUGGCUUUAUGAAGCUUUGAAAUACAGCUUUACAGUUCUGCAGUUCUAAACCACAUCAGCAAGUCUAAAUGACCAGAUGUUUUUGGAAAUGUUGGUACUUGCUAGCUACAUUUGCAAAUAGCUCAAGAAGAAAUCCAUACACCAAAAAUAAAUCGGCUUAUUCAUUACAAUCUGUAUGGGAAAUUGUGUAAAUUUGUUUUUGUUUUGUUUUUUCUGAACUUUUUGAUUGAUCUCCUUAAUGUUUGAAAAAAAAACUUGAAUUACAUUUGAUAAUAACGAUGCCAAUUCUGUGCACGAACAAGUCAGCAUAAAUGUUCUCAAGGUCUGAGUAAUUGGGUUUUCUCAUUGUUGCACUGAAGCUGUGUGAAUGGUGGUGUGUUCCCUUAUAGAGAACAACCUUCAGUUCUACCUGAACACACUCCUUUUUUGUGCUAUUGAUCAUGCGAUCGACUGUAAAUACUGAAUAAAAGACGCUUGCAGCCCUCUUAAGUGGUCUAAAUGUUUUCAAAGUC